Messenger RNA from Spirometra erinaceieuropaei, 7263 nucleotides. The record is from the annotation of a GenBank genome assembly. Lineage: Eukaryota; Metazoa; Platyhelminthes; Cestoda; Diphyllobothriidea; Diphyllobothriidae.
AUGUCCUGCGACACAAUUCAGCAUUUGAAAGAGGGUAGGUUUGCGAAAGUUCUUUGCUGCCGAGUUUACGAGGUACUUCGGGAAUUUAGGAUGCUAAUUUACUUACCCAUAAUGUCUUUAGUAAAUAUUGGUUUACCCGAUUUGACAACUCUCACAUUACUCUGACUAUCCUCGGAAUUACUCUUUCUGUUCUUAAUUCAGGGUUCGGUUCCAAAAGAGACCAUUGCAAAGUAAUGUCAAAAAGGCUCUACUUAUCCGGAAAACUGAACUGUUUCUUGCUCUUCUAAACAUGGGUGUUUCAGCACACUUUUUUAACGUCUGAAUGGUAGGAGGAGAAUGGGGAUUAACGAAGUUCCGAGGACAAAAUUGAAACUAUUAGAAUACAUCAUGCGAUAGGUGGUCCCAUGCGUUUGCCCUACUUUUUAUCAAGAAACGAUAACUAAGGAUUCGAUACUUCUCGGAUACAUUAGCAAGAACACUGAGUUCACUUAGUCAAACAGAGACUAGCUGGAAGCAGUAUGCGUCUCAUAAUGUUAACGAGGACCACAGAAUUGAACUUUUUCAGGUUGGCAGACGUUAGAUAUCCAGGUCGAUAAGCUGAGAAUUAUGAAGAGCUCACUCGAUCAGGGGACUUGUGUGACUGACGUUUCGGAGGGCUUGACCGGCCCUCCAUUAUCAAAGUGUUUUGCGCAACUCAUCUACCAGGAUUUUAAAUAAACAUUAUCUAAAUCGGCUGUUUUUUCUAAGAUUUUGGUCGAUUUUUUGCACAGAACGCUUUGUUAAUGGACAGCCAGCCAAGCCGAACGAAACGUCAACCAUAAAAUUCGCCUAAUCCGGUGAGCUUUCUAUUCCCUCCUUGCAAUGCCUUGUGAUGAACCUCUCAAAAAAGAUGCAAACGUAACUAGGUCCAACCACUGCCAGCCUUCUCAGCGGUCAGGAGAUUGUAAUGAGGUAAUAUUUCAGGCGUUCCGCUUGCAAUCAGAUUAUUUCUAUUGCACUAUGUUGGCUCUUUUUGCAUGUCUUAAGAGCAGGCGGAUCCGAGAGCGUUACAGAAGUCUAAAAAGGAUUGCCGUCCCGUUACGUUGCUUAAUUAUCAAAUCAAUGACAAACGACGUAGAUACGAUUCUGCUUCCGAUAUAUAUAUAUAUACUAUCCCUCUCUUCUGAAAUACUAUCUUCACAGUUUAUGGUUUCAACCUUACCUUCCGAAAGUGCGAUGCCCGGAUUUAUCCGAACAUUAUCUUUUUAGGCUGACCCUUUUCGUGUUUUAACUGGUCAAUCUUAUUGGAAUGACGCUAAUGUAUUUGUCGCUGGGAGCACAUUUAAGACAGUUUUAGGAAUCCUUUCUUCAGCAAAAAUGGUUGCUGAUGGACCGGCUUGAAUGCGAUCAGCAAAAAAGUUAACAACUAAUUUUGUCUGUAGCAUCCACAGCCGAAUCGCAAAAUACUGCUACCGUUAACUCCUCUGGGUCAAAAUACUCACAAUCUAGCCGUAUUUAGGGACUGACAUCACGAUCGAACACACACUCAGAGACAACGAAGUGUAAAUCAGCCACAGCCAUGUUCGAGUCUUAUUUUUUAUUUUUUAUAGUCCGCAAGAAGAGCGCUCAAAAUAUUUAUAGCGGCCUCGAACGGCAUAGCUGGGUCGCUGCGGAUGCCACACCUAAUGCACCUGUCCAUUAGUCUGUCUCAGAACCUCUGAGCCACCUUUACAGAACAGACACCAGUUUUGGCAGUGUUUACGUUUACGAAGCGGGGUGGAAAUUGCAGCUCUAAACCCUGUUGCUUUCUUGCGAAACGUCAGUUGACUUAAUCAGUCAAGUGGCCAUUGCAAUAACUCAUUUGGAUUUGAUACAUAAGUGUUUACUACGUCCAAAAAGUGGAAUGCGAUCCGGGUAUAUAUGAGGAAAAGCAGCUCACUGUUCGUUAAAGAAUCCUUUUGCUAGACGUAGAAAAUCCCGGCCGCUUAGGAAUCCUCUCCACAUUCGCUAAUCUGUUUUUAGGUGAUCCCGAGCCUGAGGUCAACCCGGAUAAUUUCACACUCUAUGAAAUGCACUGCUGCCCCUACUGUCAGCGCGUUCGAUACACCCUCGACUAUCACCAAAUACCGUAAGAAUGUCUGCCGCCUGUGUUAAAUGAUUUUCCUUUUCGAUCUACUCACACGAACAUUAUUUUACACAGUUCAUCACGGCCAACCCACACAUGCUUCCAAGUAUUUUUAUUUAAAGGGAGAUGGAAUAUCUAUUCAGCCACGCAUCUAAAUAACUCGUUUUUUAAACAUUGAAAUUUUGACUUGUGGCAUUCUAAAGUGACGGGAUUAAUAAAGGUCCAUAAUGAGAAUCAAUAGUCUGAAAUAGGUGGUUUUUACAUGUAAUUAAGAGUCGUAAUUUGGAAACUGCAGUCUAAGUUUUAACUACUUCUUAAGACUCAUAAAAAGGUUUAAUUACUUGCUGCCUGUGAGCUUCAUUAAAACUUUUCGUAUUAAGACCUUUGAAAAUUUAAGUUGGAGGGAUUGAGUUCGUUGCCUCUUGAGCCUUUAAAUAAUCGGUGCCGAUGUGGAUUGAAAUGCUAAGAUUUUGGUAAACAUGAGGAUGCAAACCCUACCGAUUUGGGAUAGAGCACCACGCUGGUUGCGCCCUUAAUAUUGGUCCCUCAUCGUGUAUGUCGUUGUAGGCUAUUUGGGAUCCUUCGUUCGAAUUUGUAUCUGCAAAAUUCUUUGGGCAGACUCUUAAAGCAAACGAACGACCGGGGAACGUUUCCAGAAGCUGCUUAUUGUUAUGACUGAUCUCAAUGUGGAUUGGUGUGUGCAAUAUGUUUGUAGACUAUAUUGGCGGCCACACAGCGGCGCAUAAUGUCAUUCUGUCUAUAUCAUGCGCCACUGUGCAGCUGCUAGUUGGGCUCGAUAGAGAGCCCGUACGGCACAACGGGACGAGUACGUUCCGUAGAAACGAUCGGUGAGCGUCGCCCUCUACCAUCCUAUAUUCCCACUCGCAAUCGACAGGACAACAAGCCCGUGUCUCAUGCGUGAGAGACGUUCGACUUCUAACUAACAGGUGGCGGGAUGGAGCCCCAGGUGUUCCACAAUUUGGGGUUGGGUGUGACUGACUGACGAUUGCUAAUAAGCCAAAAAUUGCCAUCCCAGUCUCCCUUGUCUUUGUCCGUAGUACCAUAGCGCUAGAUUCCGCAAAUCAGUUCACAUACGAAGUCCUAACGUCCUAUGAUAUGGAUGUUUCCGUAGAUGUCUUACUUGAACUCACAGACCUUUGUUUGGAAACCCGGUUUUCAUUCGAUCGAAAAUAUUAUAAACAAAUAAAAAAGGCCCAAAUGAGAGCACCUAUAUCCAGCUUUGUUGCCGAGGUGACAUGGAGAAACUAGAAUCGGCGGCUUUCCCAUUAGUUAACCCUAAGUUGUGGGUGAGAUGUAUGACGAAACAUUUGUUGUUGUCAAAAAGGAUCAACUGGAAAUGCUUCACAACACCAUCAACACAACUAUUUUGAGAAUUAAAUUCACUCUCAAAAAAUAAAUUCACAGUAAACUUUCAUUUCUAGAUGUUCUCGUACAGCGUAAGACUGACGGAACAUUAUAUACACUGGUUUACAGCAAAGAAACAAAUGCGGAAGUAAUUUUACACUAUGAUAGCAACAGCCCAAUCUCUCACAAGCGAAGUACUGUCAACAGUCUGCUACAUCAAGCAAAAAAAUAUUGCUCUGAUGAAAAGAAGUUACACAGUUGAACGUAACUACUUGUUAGAAUUAUUUUCCCAGAACGGUUAUCCUAUAGAUUUCGUACGUCGAUGCAUGAAAUAACAAGAGAUAAAAACAAAGAAACUAGAUAGUUCCAAUCAAGCGCCUAAAGCAAACACUUGACGAAUCCUCCUUACGUCAGGAAUGUGUCGGAAACACCAAAUAAAUGUAAUGCACAAGCCAGCGACUACUUUACGCACUCAGCUUGUACACCCUAAGGACAGGGUUGGCUAUCUUGACAGGAAAGAAGUUGUCUGUAAGAUUCCGUGCGAUGUCUGUGAUGCUGUAUAUUAUGGCCAGACGGGGAAGUCUGCCUCCACACGCAUCCAUGAACACUAACUGGCCGUUAAAAGCCGGCACCACCCGGUUCAAGUAGCCAUGCACAGUAAACACUGGACACACCAUCGCGUGGGACAAAACUCACAUUGUCUAAGUUUGCACCUCUAAAAGGGACGAGUUUCUCGAAGCCAUGCACUCCGAUGAAUCAUGCGUCAAUCGACACAUAGAGUUAGAUUCUACACGCAAGAAUCUCAGAGAAAAUGGAGGAGAAGAGAGCCAAUCAAUACCGAAUGACGCACAUGGCGGCCGCUUACUGGCGCAAACGCUAACUGAAUAUCGAUUGUUAAGCACGUAUGAAAUGUUAGUUGUUGUUUGCACAUUUGCUCAAGUCAGAAGACGACCUGGGGAACCAGCGUCGAAAAUUUACUUAAUAAAAUUUUCCUACUUUUCCCGAAAAACGCAUUUGCUUUCAAAGCAUAUACACGAUGGUACAGGGGGCGCUCACCGAUCGUUCUUACAGAACUCACUCGUCCCGUUUUGCAUUACGGGCACAACGGAAAACUACAUAUAAACUUUGGUCUGAGUCUAUAGGCCUUAAAUGUACUGAUCAACUUCAAGUCUGCACUUACUUUCUAGGGAAAUUAAAAAGCAGCCACUUCUAAAUUGGCGUAUCUACUAGAAAGCAGACAGGCAAUGCUGGGGACUCACUGACGAGCCGCUAUGUCAUGCGGCGGCAGAAUGUUGGCGAAACACGUCGUUAGUUCGGAUCCUAUCACUUUAAAUAUGGGUUUUGUCCAAGAUCGCCAACAUCAUAACGGCAUCCAACCGUCAUUAGAUGGCGUAUCACUGACUAGUCGUUUUAAUACUGCUGCGUAGAAGCUUUCACUUCAUUGUCUUCUUCACGCUAAAUUAAUAACAUUGGCGUCAUUCUUACAAUUGUCAGAGUUACACCAAUCUCGUGAAAGAUAGAGGAGUAUAUUUAAUACGCGCUUUGCCUUCAGAACUCCCUCAGGCUGUUCUUAUUCCUGAAAUCUGUCCGAUGCACCGAAACUUGUCUUCCUAAUCGGUUGUGUUUAAUGGCUGGGAAAAUUAUCUUGCUUAACAGAAGUUAACUGUUUCUCAUUACUGAUGGCACUGUUUCCUCUCAGGUACGACCGCAUACUAAUUCAACUCGACUCAAAGCCAAGCUGGUAUCUACGGCUGUAUCCGGCGGGUAAGGUCCCGCUACUGCUGUAUCGGGGUGAGAAAAUGAUUGAGUCGAAUGUUAUCAUGAAGUAUGUUGAUCAUAUCAAGGGUCCUGAAACUUCUCUACUGAGCGUCUGCGGUGAAGAAGGUUUUAAGGAGGCGUUGAACUUGUCGUCGGCCGUGAGUCUAAUAACAGUAACAUAGUUCAUGAAUGUUAUUUUGCCUGGUGUUAAGUGAGAGAGUUUUUGGAUCGGGUAGACUUCAAAUCCCCCACAGGGUAUUUCUUUUCCAGUUUACAACUGCACCCAAUUAGCAUUUUCAUCGUCACGAUAAUCAUAAUCAUACUUACCACGGACUUCAUCAGCAUCAUUAUAAUAAAAAUCAUUAUUGCAAUGACAAUAUUUAAUGACCAUUUUCGUCCUCGCAUUCAAGCCAUCAUUGAAAUGACUAGCUCGAUUAUAAACAUCUUCUGUAAUAUGGACAUUUUUGCAUGCGGAUUUCAUAUGUGAGGUCGUCAUCUGAGAUCGUGCAUUAUUUAAAAAUAUGAUUUAAUGAAGCGUAGAAGAUUGGAUGUUGCUUGCCACCCCCGAUGGGGUAGUUGAAAUGACAUUCCUUAACAGAUCCAGUAAGUUCCAGUUGCAGAAGUAAAAAAGGCCAUUUAAGAGUGCAUCGUGUUGGGCUAGAAGAAGUAUCCUCCACCUUGCUUCUGUUGGUUGACCGCCACGUCCACUUUGUAGUCCAGACCAACGUCAACUACUUAAAAACCAGACAUUCUAUAAGUCCUUUUAGGAGUACAGUUCAUGCGGCGACGAUCAUAUGCGCCUUCCUCCAUGUUGGGUUAAUUUCACGAAACCUGAGUGAAACACUGAUGACUAAACUCUAAAUGGAACAGGCCAAACAUGUUAACUAGAAUUAAGUGAGUUUAUUUGCACCGCCUACUGUGCGCGUUUAAAGUAACAUCUUUUCAUACUUGAUGUCUCAUUAGGCUGGCCUGCAAAAGCGUCUAUUUUUGGUACCUUUUCAUUUUGUUCUGUUUUUCUUUCAACUCUCGCAAUGCAUAUAAAAAAUCUGCCGGGCUAUCAUUUUGCAUUCGCUGUUUAGCUGGCUGGUCCCCGCUACAAACUCUGCUUCUCAUCUAAGACAACCAAGACUGAUGCUGAGGCCUUCAAAGAAGCUCUGUCAAAUCUCGACAAAGCCAUCAAGGGUCCCUACCUGAUGGGUACGCCAGUUACCACUUCUAGGUCUUAGAUUUAUAUCUAACGCUGCCACGUGCCAUAACACCUGCUUGCCCACAAGCCAAAAUAAUGCCGUCUCAUUUAUCUCAACUGUACAGUUUGCUAUUUUUCUAUGCCAAUCGAAAAGUUUUUUUAUGGCUACCCUAUAUCCUACUGCCCGAAAUGAUGCUUAAGGUGGAUCCAACGCAAAGUAAAAUUCAGUAUUUUUGCAAAAUAAAAACCCUGUCUUGUUCCAGAUGCCCAUGUUUGCUAUAUACCUCGCUUUCUCCCCGUAGAUUGAUUAUGCAACUCAGCAGUUUACUAUUUCUAUGUGCCGACCUGCUGCCUGGAGUGUCGAUUAGUGGAAUUCGCCUUAAAAUAAAGCCCAAUUUUUGGCAAAAUGAGCAAUCCUAUUUUGCUCGCGUUACCUACGUUUACCAUUUGUCUCGCUUUCUUCCUAUAAAUUGGUCAUGUGAUUUUUUGCAAAAAAGGAAAAAUAGCCUUCUGCAGCAUAUAUCAUACAUUUAUUUAUUUUUGUAUAUUUAUUUGUGAUAUUCCUCUUUGGCAACAAUUCCAACCAGCGGACCUAACCCAAUUUUAUCCAUCUGCAGGUGAGAAACUCUGUCUAGGCGACCUGGCUCUCUUUCCCUUCCUGAAUGCCUGGGACUAUGUAAUGGGCCGACUGCUGAAACUGGACGAAGCCUCUGGUGAGAGCAUCGAGACGAUCGCCUCUCAGUGGCCUAACGUGCUAAAGUACCGUGAAGUCAUGAAGAAGGAACCAUAUAUCGCAAAGAACUCCUUCCAAGAUGCUGACUUCCUUAAAUUUGUGGAUGCCCACCUCUAG